ACGCUUGACGUAACCAAGGCGAAAUGUGUUUAGACUUGGCCGAACGUGCAAGCUAGGGAAUGCCUUUACACUCUCCCUUCGUAUAAUUAUCACCAAAGCCGGCAAAUAUCUGUAAAGGAGCACAUAGACCUCCAAUAUACCACCGGGACAGAGUGUUAGAAUGAGGCUCUCAUGAUGUGACGGGGUACGACAGGACAAUGAUCAGCACUGAAUAUUUGACGAGUUUGCAAACUCAGCUGUACAGAGAGAAGCAAGGGCAUGAUAAGUUGUCCCGAACUUUCCAGUCAACGCUGAACGUGACUCCAGGCCAGGAUCAGCGAAUAACUACCUACCCAGACCGGUACUGGAAGUUCCUAGAGCGCUCGGCUGUGUACCACAAGGUGCCGUGGGGGCGUGCCAGGAGUUACGCAGGAGAUGCGGCUGUCCAGUUGCCAACCGAGCACCGCCCGAAAUGGGAGCCUCCUACAAUGCUCCAGAAGACCCACAAGCAUUAUGGGACCGGGGCCAAUCCUUACCCGAGGGGUGUUCCAAUCGCACAAUACUAUGAUCUGACACAGCUUAAGAAGAGCAACUUAAGAUGGAACGAUGAACUGAUAUCAAGACCAACUACAGCUCAAGUUCAGCAAAGCAACAUCGUCCUCCCCUUCCCCAAGGAAUCCCCACAUACCUCCCACAUGUCCCGUCAGGCCAUGUUCCCUCGCCCGCAACCUUACCAUGGCUACGAGGUCAGCGGUACAACGGUUUUACCCACCCCUCCCCCGUCACGAAUAAUGAACAAGGCAAUGGGAAGCUUUGGUCGGAGAGAAGUCGUUUGUUAUCGAAGUCCCGAACGCUUACCGGGAAGUGAUCGCUUUGAAGCGGACAUAAAGCCUGUUAACAUUGAGAACCAGUUUUUCAAUAAGCACGAUGUGAUCAGUGAGUUCAACAAACUGCACCCAAGCCACACGCCCACCAUAAGGCUACCGAUACAACGGCUCCGCAAGGCAGACUGGCAUCACUGAGCCCCCCCACCCCCAAUACACAAACAACCCUCCACCUCACCCCCACCGUACGGCUACCGAUACAACGAGAACACAAGGCAGACUGGCACCACUAAGCCCCCCACCCCCCCUAAUACACAAUCACCCCUCACCCCCACCGUACGGCUACCGAUACAACGGCAACACAAGGCAGACUGGCAUCACUAAGCCCCCCACCCCCCUAUACACAAUCCCCCCCUCACCCCCACCGUACGGCUACCGAUACAACACAAGGCAGACUGGCACCACUAAGCCCCCCACCCCCCCCCCCCCCUAUACACAAACCAAUCAGACUGUCCUGCUUUAGCGAACCACUGAAGCUGAUUUUUUUAUGCUUGUUGAUACAUUUUUUAAAUAAAACGAGAAGUAUCUUCAAGAUAGUGAAUUGCUCGGAGAUUGGAGUGUGAGAUCACGGGCUCUAGGAUAAUUUUACUCCAAAGUAUUGUGUGGUGCCUUGUUAAUGUUUAAUAAACUACGCAUUUCUUUCCUCUA
This is a messenger RNA of Nematostella vectensis (starlet sea anemone), 1511 nucleotides long. RefSeq lists its product as uncharacterized. The transcript is spliced from 6 exons. Bases 198 to 1001 code for a protein of 267 amino acids. Gene Ontology annotation, cellular component: centrosome. The record is from RefSeq and is a predicted model, not a curated record. NCBI's taxonomy places the organism in Eukaryota, Metazoa, Cnidaria, Anthozoa, Actiniaria, Edwardsiidae.